Molecule: messenger RNA, 1989 nt
Organism: Pangasianodon hypophthalmus (striped catfish)
Lineage: Eukaryota; Metazoa; Chordata; Actinopteri; Siluriformes; Pangasiidae
Gene: surf4l
Product: surfeit 4, like
Exons: 6
Coding region: 147-956 (269 amino acids)
Biological process (GO): Golgi organization
Cellular component (GO): membrane; endoplasmic reticulum-Golgi intermediate compartment; endoplasmic reticulum
Source: RefSeq, a predicted model, not a curated record
UUAUGGGGCGGCGAUGCUUUUCCUCCACACCGAUAGCGAGACGUCGCGCUUAGAGAAGCUGUAGCACCUGCAGGAGGACAGAUUUCAGGCGACAUUUGAGCAGAAAGCGAUUCCGUUCCACAGCGCGGUAAAGACAGCAGGGGGAGAUGGUCCAGAACAGUGUGAUGAGCAACGCCGAGGACGUGGCGGAUCAGUUCCUGCGAGUGACAAAGCAGUACCUUCCCCAUGUAGCGCGAUUGUGUCUGAUCAGCACCUUCCUAGAAGAUGGUAUCAGGAUGUGGUUCCAGUGGAGUGAGCAGAAAGAGUACAUCGAGAGCACAUGGGGAUGUGGCUUCUUCCUCGCCUCACUCUUCGUCUUAAUAAACUUACUGGGCCAGCUGGGUGGUUGUGUAUUGAUCCUGAGCAGGAAUUUUGUGGAGUAUGCCUGUUUUGGAUUAUUUGGAAUCAUUGGACUGCAGACUAUUGCCUACAGCAUUUUGUGGGACCCAAAAUUUUUAAUGAGGAACCUGGCACUGGGGGGUGGGUUGCUGUUGCUGCUGGCUGAGUCACGUUCAGAAGGCAGGAGCAUGUUCGCUGGUGUGCCCACGGUGCGAGAGAGCUCUCCUAAGCAGUACAUGCAGCUCGGAGGACGGGUGCUGCUCGUGCUCAUGUUCAUGACCCUGCUCCACUUUGAUGCCAGCUUCCUCUCUAUCUUACAGAACCUGGUAGGCACGGCUCUAAUAAUCCUGGUGGCCAUCGGGUUCAAGACGAAGCUGGCUGCCCUCACUCUGGUUGUCUGGCUCUUUGCCAUCAAUGUCUACUUCAAUGCCUUCUGGACCAUUCCGGCUUACAGGCCCAUGCAUGACUUCCUCAAGUACGACUUCUUCCAGACCACGUCUGUGAUCGGAGGUCUGCUGCUCGUGGUAGCACGAGGGCCUGGUGGAGUCUCCAUGGAUGAGAAGAAGAAGGAGUGGUGAGACUGGGCAAACCUCAAAUGGUUCUCUUGCUCACUCUAUAGUGUGUGCAGCAUUAUCCCUCAAAGCAAGUGCACUAUAGGGGGAGUGAUGAGCAGUUUGAGACAUGGCCUGUAGUGAAGGAACCCAGAAGCCAACAACGUGACUCACUCUUUACUUCUGCAGCCCAAGCAUUGUCUCACUUAUCUAUGGUUUCAGUGUGUUUUCUUCAUUUCUACAGGCACUUUUAGGCGUUAUAUUUUUGUCAUAUUUAUUAGCAGCAAAUAUGGCCAGAACCUGUUUUUCAUCCUUGUUGUUAGCAUAAUCAUUAAAGAUCUGGUAUAUUAUUACAACAUUUUAAUAAUCCCAGAAUAUCCCCUCUGUUUGUGGUGCCAAUCACAGUCCACUGACCAAAGAAACAUUCCAUUUUCUACUUUUUUAUCUUUAAACAAUUGUGGCUGCUCUGGUGUUAUCUGAGCCCAGUUGCUGUUUAAAUUUAUCAUACAUAACAUCAAGGAUUUUAUUGGUUGUCCUUGUAAGAGCUUCAGUAAAGGGUAUUUUUACAUCACAUCGCUGUUUAUGAAUGUAUAUCAUAACUGUGCUGAUUCAGACUGAAUGGUUACAUUGUGUAGGGCUCAGUGUAUAUGACAGCUGAUAUGUUCAUCAUUACAGCUCAGGAGCAUAACAGGCAAGAACUAAGAUUACCAUGUGGUUGAAACCAAGUCUAUGUGUUUUCUAUUAUUUAAAAAAUGGUAAACUAUAAUCAAUGACCACACGUAAUGGCCUUUUAGAAACUUUUUUUUUAGUAUUAAAAAAUAUUUUCACACCAUUCCAAAAUAAAUAUGACAUAAUAAAUAUUAUGUCCGUAUAUGUCAUUGUUAACUGUGUGUAAACUGUUGUCGGGUCACUAAAGUUUACAGUAGCUGAUAGUAUUUUUCAAAACAAGCAAAGCAGGAAUUUUAAAUAAAUGAAACCCCCCUGAAUUGUCAUGCAGUGUUUCUCCUCUUUGUAUAAAAAAAAAAAGUGCAGAAAAUGUUGGUUUUCUAAGUGUAGCAAG